ACGUCAUAUCGAGGCUCCUCCCCCUGUCUUGGGGCCCGGAGACUCAGGCUGCGGAAGCUCGGGCCAAUCAGAAGAAAGGCUCCAGGAUGGCAUGGUAGAUGGAACGCAGUUGACAGGUCUGACAAGAUGUACCAGGUCCCACUGCCUCUGGACCGGGAUGGGACCCUGGUCCGGCUCCGCUUCACCCUGGUGGCCCUGGUCACAGUCUGCUGUCCACUUGUCGCCUUCCUCUUCUGCAUCCUCUGGUCCCUGCUCUUCCACUUCAAGGAGACAACGGCCACACACUGUGGGUUGUGUUCCUUGCCCUGCCUGGGCAACAUUUUCCACAGGAUGUUCUCUGCGGCCUCUCAGUCCCUGGACCCCGACGGGACUGUGUUCCGGCUCCGCUUCACAGCCUUGGUCUGGUGGGUCGUCACUUUCCCAGUGUUCGGCUUCUUCUUCUGCAUCAUCUGGUCCCUGGUGUUCCACUUUGAGUACACGGUGGCCACUGACUGUGGGGUGCCCAAUUACCUGCCAUCGGUGAGUUCGGCCAUCGGCGGGGAGGUUCCUCAGCGCUACGUAUGGCGCUUCUGCAUCGGCCUGCACUCGGCGCCCCGCUUCAUGGUGGCCUUCGCCUAUUGGAACCACUACCUCAGCUGUGCCUGCCCUUGUCCCGGCUACCGCCCGCUUUGCCGUCUCAACUUCGGCCUCAACGUCCUCGAGAACCUUGCGCUGCUAGUGCUCACCUAUGUCUCCUCCUCCGAGGACUUCACCAUCCACGAGAAUGCUUUCAUUGUGUUCAUCGCCUCAUCCCUCAGUUACAUGCUCCUCACCUGCAUUCUCUGGCGGCUGACCAAGAAGCACACAGUAAGUCAGGAGGAGCGAAAGUCCUACAGUUGGAAACAGAGGCUCUUCAUCAUCAAUUUCAUCGCCUUCUUCUCGGCGCUAGCUGUCUACUUUCGGCACAACAUGUAUUGUGAGGCUGGAGUAUACACCAUCUUUGCCAUCCUGGAAUACACUGUUGUCUUAACCAACAUGGCGUUCCACAUGACUGCCUGGUGGGACUUCGGGAACAAGGAGCUGCUCAUUACCUCCCAGCCUGAAGAAAAGAGAUUCUGA
Molecule: messenger RNA, 1098 nt
Organism: Orycteropus afer afer
Lineage: Eukaryota; Metazoa; Chordata; Mammalia; Tubulidentata; Orycteropodidae
Gene: PGAP2
Product: post-GPI attachment to proteins 2
Exons: 8
Coding region: 127-1098 (323 amino acids)
Biological process (GO): GPI anchor biosynthetic process
Cellular component (GO): Golgi membrane; endoplasmic reticulum membrane
Source: RefSeq, a predicted model, not a curated record